ACAGUACUCGUGAACAUGAAGCAGGUCGACAGCUGAAGAUCCCGGUUGUCCUCCCGAUUGCUAGGUCGUCUCGUCUCCGUUUCCACCGUCGUCCCGCCACCGAUUAGUCAGCACGCCACCGAUUAGUCAGCACGCCGUCAGCACGCCACCGAUUAGUCAGCACGCCACCGAUUAGUCAGCACGCCACCGGUUAGUCAGCACGCCACCGGCGAUUAGUCAGCAAGCCCAGCAGCAGGUGCAGUCGUGGAAACGCCGUCGAUUGGCGCCUUCUCCCCCGCGCCGCUCCUCGCUAUCUCACUCGCGUGCGACUCCAGCCUCCCCUUGAGCGCGUUUCGCACUCUCGAUCGCGCUGAGCUCAACCGCGCUCUCCCCUCUUUUCUCCCCUCCGCCUCCCCCGGUCUCACCUCACUCUCUGCCGCGCGUCAGUGCGCCAAAGGAACACGUGGCAGGGCCACGCCAGAGCAUCGGGCCUCAUUGCCACGUCAGAGCGGGGGUGUGAGCGGCACGUGCGCGGCGAUGGCGGUGCUGGUGGAGACGAGCGUGGGCGAGAUGGUGCUGGACCUCUUCGCGGACGCCUGCCCGCUCGCCAGCAAGAACUUCCUCAAGCUCUGCAAGAUGAAGUACUACAACCACUGCCUCUUCCACUCCGUGCAGCGCGACUUCAUCGUGCAGACGGGCGACCCCACCGCCACCGGCACGGGCGGCGACUCCGUGUACAGGUUUCUGUACGGCGACCAGGCUCGGUUCUUUGACGAUGAGAUUCGGCCGAACCUGAAGCACGACAAGAUCGGGGUGGUGGCAAUGGCCAGCGGAGGCAAGAACCUCAACGCCUCUCAGUUCUACAUCACCACUCGAGCCGGGCUGGACUCGCUGGACGGCAAGCACACGAUAUUCGGCGAGGUGGCGGAGGGGCUGGACACGCUGCAGCGCAUCAACGCUGCCUUUGUGGACGACAACGGCCGCCCCUUCAAGAACAUCCGCAUCCGCCACACGCACGUGCUGGACGACCCCUUCGAUGACCCGCCGGGGCUGGCUGACCUCAUCCCUGACGCCUCCCCUGAGAUGAAACCGCCUGCUGCCGGCGGGGAUGUGAGGCUGGAGGACGACUGGGUGCCCAUGGACGAGGGGCGCGCGGCGGAGGACGUGGAGAGGGAGGUGCGCCGCAGAGAGGCGCAGUCCAGAUCCGUGGUGCUCGAGAUGAUCGGCGAUCUGCCCGAGGCAGAGUUCAAGCCGCCGGAGAAUGUGCUCUUCAUCUGCAAGCUCAACCCCGUCACGCAGGACGAUGACCUGGAGAUCAUCUUCUCUCGCUUCGGGACGGUCGUCGCAGCGGACAUCAUUCGCGACCAGAAGACAGGCGACAGCCUCUGCUACGGCUUCAUUGAGUUCGAGACAAAGGAGGCGUGUGAGGCAGCUUACUUCAAGAUGGACAACGUGUUGAUCGACGACCGCCGCGUGCACGUGGACUUCAGCCAGAGCGUGGGGCGCCUGUGGUCGCGCUUCCGCCGCUUCGGAGCCCACGACUCCGCCGCUGCUGCCGGCGCGCAUGCUGCCCUCGCUGGGGGUGGCGGAGGGAGGGGAGGAGGGAGAGGGGGCGGACGGGGUCGCGGUGGGGGUAGGGGCGGUGCUGGUGGCACGCGGGCGUGCUUCAACUGCGGGGAAGAGGGGCACAUGGUUAGGGAGUGCCCGAAUGGGGGAGGAGGGGGAGGGGGGCGGAUUGGUGGCGGGGAGGAGGCUGGGGAGGAUAAGGAGGAGGAGGGGCAGGGCAGGCAGAGGCGGCUGGAGCUGAAGGAGUCGGGGCACAGGCAGAGAGGCGACCAGCGGAGGAGGUGAGGAGAUGAACGGAUGAGUGGAGGAGACUGAGAGGGUGCGCACGAGCUCAUGUGGGGACAAGGCCCAAGGGGGUUUGAGAGUCACAGCCAAUGGCUGGCUGAAGCUUUUUGGAGCCAGAUGGCUGACGCAGCUGAUGGGAUGCAGUAAGUUGGCCUGAUGGCGCACACACGGCCUCGCGAAUCGCUUCGUCUGGAGCACUGCCUCACGCCCACUUACUGCCCCAAUCCCUCUGCUUGCACCAAGGAGACUUAGCUUUCUGGCGGGCUCGAGAGUAACUCCAUCUACCCGUGCUUCAGCUAUCGCUCUUGUCCCCUUCACAGUCGACAUUAACC
Molecule: messenger RNA, 2162 nt
Organism: Closterium sp. NIES-67
Lineage: Eukaryota; Viridiplantae; Streptophyta; Zygnematophyceae; Desmidiales; Closteriaceae
Source: the annotation of a GenBank genome assembly